Diospyros lotus (date-plum) is the source of this 2068-nucleotide messenger RNA. RefSeq lists its product as uncharacterized. The record is from RefSeq and is a predicted model, not a curated record. Gene Ontology annotation, biological process: protein phosphorylation. NCBI's taxonomy places the organism in Eukaryota, Viridiplantae, Streptophyta, Magnoliopsida, Ericales, Ebenaceae. The annotation marks the transcript as partial. The transcript has 2 exons. Gene Ontology annotation, molecular function: protein kinase activity; ATP binding.
AAGAAUUUGACUUCCAAAAUAGAACGAUGGACGAAAGUCGCGGGACUGCUCGUUUGGGGGCGAAGAAGGCGGAGGAUUUCAACGUUCGAAUCUCCGAAUUCCGGCAACAAGCCGUACAACAAAAGUUCAGGGCUGCUCAAAUUACCGCCUGCCGACGAUUCCACUAUUAUUCUUGUCAAAACCCAGAGCAGGCCGUUGCUUGUUCCUGUUCUGCUGCAUUCGGGGCUGCAAUCUCCAACCUGGCUGAGGUUGGUCUUCCAGAAUUAGGAUGGAUCAAUUCAGGCAGGUUGGAGAGGUUCUGGGAAGUAUGAAGGCUCUUAUGGUAUUGAAAACUGACAUUACAAUCAAUCGAAAGCAGUGCUCUUUGUUGCUCGAUAUCUUCAAUUUGGCCUUUGAAACUGUUUCAGAUGAGAUCAGACAGAACCUUAGGCUAGAAGAGAAGAACACAAAGUGGAGAGCUCUUGAGAACCCUCUUAAGGAGCUCCAUAGGAUCUUCAAAGAAGGUGAACUGUACAUUCGUCAUUGCUUGGAAAUUAGAGACUGGUGGGGCAAAGCGCUGAGUCUCCAUCAGAACAAGGAGUGUGUCGAGUUUCACAUUCACAACUUGCUCUCCUGCUUUAGUAUCGUAGUUGAGGCCAUUGAGACUGCUGGAGAAAUCUCGGGAUCAAACAAUGAUGAUAUGCAGAAAAGGAGACAGUUGCUCAUGAAAAAGUAUGAUGGAGAGUGGAAUGACCCAAAAAUUUUCCAGUGGAAGUAUGGAAAACAGUACUUGAUUCCUCGAGAGAUAUGUGACAGGUUGAGCAAUGCUUGGAGAGAAGAUAGAUGGCUGCUUCUUGAAGCAAUAAGGGAGAAAAGAAGCUCUGCUUUGACCAAGCAUGAGCAAAGAAUUGCAGAUCACCUGCUUAAGAAGCUAAAUGAAUCGGAGACAACUAAGGGAAAGCUUUUACCAGCUUGGACCUUAUUGGGGGUUAAGGACUACCAUGUGAAGCGACGGCUUGGACCAGGGGGGGGCCACUAUAAGGAGAUCCAUUGGUUUGGGGAAGGUUUUGCUUUGAGGAACUUCUUUGGGGAGAUAGAUGAAAAACAGCAGAAGGAGAUUUCUUUAGCCCUUUCUGUUUCCCAUCCCUGCAUUGCGCAAUACCUCUGUGCUUUUUAUGAUGAAAAAAGGAAAGAGGGCUUUCUUCUUAUGGAGCUUAUGAACAAUUUUCUUGGAACUUACAUCAAAGAGAAUUCUGGCCAGAGAAAACGGAAUCCAUUCUCUCUCCCAGUUGCAGUCGAUAUCAUGCUUCAGAUUGCAAGAGGUAUGGAAUACCUACACUCUCAAAAGAUCUAUCACGGAGACUUGAACCCAUCUAAUAUCCUCCUAAAAGCAAGGAAUUCCUCUGCAGAAGGUUAUUUUUGUGCAAAAGUCGCAGGUUUUGGCUUAACCUCCAUUAAGACUCAUGCUUCUCGAUCUCAUGCAAACCAAAAUGUAGAUGACCCUGUAAUAUGGUAUGCCCCUGAAGUUCUGGCAGAGCAGGAACAGCACGGUGGUAGUUGCAGUUCAAAAUACACAGAGAAAGCUGAUGUCUACAGCUUUGGGAUGCUUUGCUUUGAGAUUCUCACUGGCAAGACUCCAUUUGAGGAAGCACACCUUCAAGAAGACACAGUGGCCCGUAACAUAAGAGCAGGGGAAAGGCCACUCUUCCCGUACGCUUCCCCAAAGUCCCUAGUGAACUUUACUAGAAAAUGCUGGCAAGCUGAACCAACUCAGCGCCCAAGUUUCCCAGCAAUAUGUCGUAUUCUAAGGUACAUCAAGAAAUACCUUGUCAUAAACCCUAAUCUUGGUCAGCCAGAAUCACCACCACCACUCGUGGAUUACUGUGAAAUCGAAACGGGGUACUCAAAGUUGUACCCUGGAGACGGUAGUCACAAUUUGGCUCCAGUCUCACAAGUUCCUUUCCAAAUGUUUGCUUAUAGACUUGUUGAGAAAGAGAAGACUUCUGGGAACUACGAGAAACUUUGGGAUUUAGCUGGUGAAGUACCUUCACUUUGGGGCCUGCUUCAGGCUGGGAUGAUGAUAAUGGCG